This is a messenger RNA of Penicillium angulare, 258 nucleotides long. RefSeq lists its product as uncharacterized. The record is from RefSeq and is a predicted model, not a curated record. The coding region runs from base 1 to 258 and encodes 85 amino acids. Lineage: Eukaryota; Fungi; Ascomycota; Eurotiomycetes; Eurotiales; Aspergillaceae. The transcript is spliced from 2 exons.
AUGUCCACGGCAAACCAGUCCGUCCAACACGGCGACCGAAAAGCGCAAAUGGAACCCCCAAUCAAGAAGCGACGGAUAACUGAUACAAUAAUCUCGCUUAAAGAUGCCCGAGUGAAGCUGUCAACUGUUGAAAGAGACUUUGAUACCUUAGAGGCCACACACGCUCAAUGCCCGUACUGGAUCCAGAAGAACGAACAUCUCGUCGUGAUGUUGGAGGAUCAUUGCGAAAGUCUUGAAUCGGAGCUGGGCAUGGGUUAG